Molecule: messenger RNA, 4898 nt
Organism: Silurus meridionalis
Lineage: Eukaryota; Metazoa; Chordata; Actinopteri; Siluriformes; Siluridae
Gene: camk2g2
Product: calcium/calmodulin-dependent protein kinase (CaM kinase) II gamma 2
Exons: 22
Coding region: 170-1885 (571 amino acids)
Biological process (GO): protein phosphorylation
Cellular component (GO): neuron projection; cytoplasm
Molecular function (GO): ATP binding; calmodulin binding; calcium/calmodulin-dependent protein kinase activity
Source: RefSeq, a predicted model, not a curated record
UGGUGUGUAUGUGCGCGCGCCAGUGCGCACUCCCGCCCCAGACCAGACCAACCCCCGAAAGCCGCGAGCGUGUGUGUGCGCGCGUGCGUGUGUGAGAGAGUGAGAGUGAGUGAGGCGGUCACUGAGAAGAGACGAGAGGAAAGAAGGAGAGGCGAUUUCUCGGAACAACAUGGCUACAAUUCCAACCUCGACCCGGUUUACGGACGAAUACCAGCUUUACGAAGAGCUCGGAAAGGGUGCCUUUUCUAUCGUCCGGCGAUGUGUGAAGAAAUCAACUGGGCAGGAAUACGCUGCUAAAAUUAUCAACACGAAGAAGCUGACAGCGAGAGAUCACCAGAAGUUGGAGCGAGAAGCCCGGAUUUGUCGUCUGCUCAAACACCCCAACAUAGUGCGGCUCCAUGACAGUAUCUCAGAGGAAGGCUUUCAUUACCUUGUCUUUGACCUUGUCACUGGUGGAGAGCUUUUUGAAGACAUUGUUGCUCGAGAGUAUUAUAGUGAAGCUGAUGCCAGUCACUGCAUUAAUCAGAUCCUGGAGAGCGUGAGCCACAUUCACCAGCAUGACAUUGUGCACAGGGACCUGAAGCCAGAGAACUUGCUGUUGGCCAGUAAGAUGAAGGGGGCAGCAGUAAAGCUGGCUGACUUUGGGCUGGCUAUUGAGGUGCAGGGAGAUCAGCAGGCAUGGUUUGGUUUUGCUGGCACCCCUGGCUAUCUUUCCCCUGAAGUUCUGAGGAAGGACCCAUAUGGGAAGCCUGUUGACAUCUGGGCAUGCGGUGUGAUCUUGUACAUUCUGCUGGUGGGCUACCCCCCAUUCUGGGAUGAGGACCAACACAAACUCUACCAACAGAUCAAAGCAGGAGCUUAUGAUUUCCCCUCUCCAGAGUGGGACACUGUUACUCCAGAGGCCAAAAAUCUCAUCAACCAGAUGCUGACCAUCAACCCGGCUAAAAGGAUAACGGCUGACCAGGCCCUCAAGCACCCAUGGGUUUGCCAACGCUCCACUGUGGCUUCCAUGAUGCAUCGCCAAGAGACUGUUGAGUGUCUGCGCAAAUUCAAUGCCAGGAGAAAGCUGAAGGGAGCCAUUCUGACCACCAUGCUUGUGUCUAGAAAUUUCUCUGUGGGCCGGCAGCACACGAGCCCCGCCGCCCCCACCACCAGCACGGCCGCGCUGGCACAGGAAGCAUGCAAAAGUUUAUUGAACAAAAAGUCGGAUGGAGUGAAGCCACAGACAAACAACAAUAAAAACAGUGUAGUAAGCAGCAGCACCAAAGACAGCAGCAUAUCAUCCACAGCACCAAUGGAACCACAGACUACUGUCAUGCACAACCCAGCCGACGGCGUCAAGGGGUCCCUGGAGAGUUGUAACACUACAGAAGAGGAGGACAUGAAAGGUAGGAAAGUUGUCAGGGUUAACAGUGACAGCGCAGUGUUCAGCCAGUGCAGUGCAUCUGAGGAGUCACUUCCUCCCCUGAUCCCGCCUCCUACACGCAAGCAAGAAAUCAUCAAAAUUACUGAGCAGCUGAUUGAGGCCAUCAACAACGGGGACUUUGAGGCCUAUACGAGAAUUUGUGAUCCUGGCUUAACCUCCUUUGAGCCGGAGGCACUGGGCAACCUAGUGGAAGGCAUGGACUUCCACAAGUUCUACUUUGAGAAUCUCUUGAGUAAGAAUAGCAAGCCAGUGCACACCACCAUCUUAAAUCCUCACGUACAUCUGAUCGGAGAGGAUGCAGCCUGCAUCGCUUACAUCCGCCUGACUCAGUACAUUGACAGCCAGGGCCGCCCGCGCAGCUGCCAGUCAGAGGAGACACGUGUGUGGCACCGCCGUGAUUCCAAGUGGCUUAAUGUGCACUUUCACUGCUCCGGAGCACCUGCUGCCCCUUUACAAUGAACGACACCAGGCACAGCUUGCCUGAUGAUUGGAGCAUGUCUUCUCAGUGGUCGGAUUGGUGCCAAGGGCCCGGCCGGAAGAGAAAACAAAAGGGGGAAAAAAUUCAAAGUAAAAAAAAAAAAAUUUAAAGCCAGCUGAGGCCAAGGACCACUUCAGUCCAACCGUAGCUAGAUGUGGGGGCCGGUGAUGGCAGCGGCCCCGCCCUCCGAAUGCUGCAUGCUUCUGAUGCCCACAGGGGGCGCUGUCUCGUCCUUUACCCAUGAGUCCAUCUCUUCUGCCCGUUGUUCAGCAAGAGUGUUUCAAGUAUUACUAUGUUGUACAUUUUUUUUUCAAUCCUCACACUGUUAACAGGGCUGAAAGUGAUGGAGGUUUAAAAUCAGGAAUGUGAGUUUUUAAGAGGAAGCCUGGUAUUCCAGUAGAUGGUGGGUUUUGUUUCUGGGUUGUUUUUUUUUUGUUUUCUUUUGUUUUCUUUUUUGUUAAUUUGUGUAUAGCUGAUUUCAGAAAACCAAUGGAAUGGGUGGGAUAUUUAAUGAGCUAAAUGAAAUUCUUACUUAAUAUCAAUAAAAUGUCACCAAAGUGUAGGAUUUAGACUUUGACAUGAAGUUGUUUUUAGCAAUCCUUUGAUUUGGUUAAAGAUUGGAGGAGUUUAGGAAUGUUUUUAGUAUCUUGUAGGGUUUUUUUUUGUGUAACUGUUUUUAAUCUCCUGAAUAAUUCUGUAUUUUCAAGUUAUUUGUGUUUUAAAAAAAGAAAAGAAAAAAAAGCAGAUUUUUAAAAGCAAGGCACGUUUAAUAUAGUUGUACACUGAUAAUUAUAAAAGGGAAGAAAGGAGCGAGGAUGUGUGCACGUGUGUGUGUGUGUGUGUGUGUGUGUGUGUGUGUGUGUGUGUGUGUGUGUGUGUGUGUGUGUGUGAGAUUCAGUCUCGCUUGGCACUCAUUGUGUCAUCAUGCUCUAAGAAGUCCUUGUAAAACACACACACACACAAACACGCACACGUUGGCACACCCUCACACGUGUUCAGUCAAUUUAUUACUCGUUUGUCUAUUUGAAGCUAUAUAAUAGAACCUGAAGUUUCAGAACACUCAACUUACUUUAUUAGUGUGUUCAUGAUCUCCUUCUGACCAGUAGGAGGAGCUUAAACACUAUUCACCUCAUCCUGGCUCUCAGACUGCUUCUUCUCUCUUACACAUUCGGAUCGGCUUCUUAGAGCUCCGGCUAUAUGUGCUUAUACUUUUUUAGACUAUUAUGAAGCAUGUUUGACUCGAAUAGAAAUGGCUUGUACUGUUUUGCACAUAAGCCAAAAACGCUGUGCUGUUGCGUUCACAUUGCGUGGACUUUUCUGCAACUUCAGGUUAGAAAAAAAAAAUCCCCCCAGGUUUCAGACAGACUCUGACACCAGUCUAUAGCUGUAAUACACUUCCUCCAUGCGUGUGUGUGUGUGUGUGUCUGCACACUGCCUGUGGUGUUCUGUCCGUGACGUACUUUGUUCUUCCACUCCCUGUUCUGUCUCCGGACUCACUGUGAGUGAUGCUCGAGCAUGUUUAAUAAAAGGGUAAGGGAGUAACCAGUGAUCAUGUGACUUAUCAGUUGACGAGAACAGAGAACGUGAUCAUGCUAAAGGCAGUUGGAUUGUAGGUCCCUUUGUGACACUUUGUGUUGUACUGUUCUAAUGUUAGUGUUCUUAGUGUUGAUGUUUAUUCUGGAUUCUAUAUUUUCUUAAACUGUAAAUACGUACACAGUGCCCAUUUGUAGACAGAGAUUAGAGCCUAGGCUGUGCCAGAUGUGCACGUCCUUCCCGUUCUGUCCAUCUUCCCUGUAUACACACCCUCAAACAUACUGCUAGACACACUCCAUCAUGCACUGGUAAACAGAAUCAUGUUGUAAAUGCAAAUUGUCACGUGUAGGUUUUGACUCUGGUGCGGCUAUGUUACUGCUCAGACACGGUGUGCUCCACUUCUGGGCGUAUCUGUGUGCGUGUAUCAGUGUGGCAACAUCCGUGUGACACUUUUUCACUGUAGUAAUGUAGUUGUAUAUGUGAAUAUCAGUGAUUUAAACAGGGGCAAGGCUUACAGCUAGAUCCCUUUACCUUGUUCAAAGCAAUUCUGCUUUUACAUCACACUUAGCAGACUGGGGAAAAAUAAAAGAGAAACCCCUUGUCCUCAGUCACUCAGAGCUAAACACACCAGGAAGUGCACAGAACUGUGACACCCGCCACCCCAUCACACACUGUGUUCAUGUUUUGCGCCCUGGUGCAGUGUGUGUGUGUGUGUACAGUUGCAGUGUGGUGAUGUUUUGGGUCUCUGUAGUGUCUGUUCUUCGGCCCAUCGUUGUGCGUCCACACAGCCGUGCAGAAUGUUUAUGUAAAACAACACAACCCGGGUUUAUUCCUUAUUUAAUAUAAAACCCAUCAAAAUUGAAAAGAGAAAUGGAUGACUGUGUUUCAGAAGUAGGAAAAGAUGCCUGUUAAGACAGUGUGUUUAGCUUGCAAGACGUGGGCGAGUUUUAAAGAGUAAAUUGAAAACCUGAAGCCGCUCACUUUUAACAACCACACCGUAUAUGCAGUCGGACAGAAGGAGGAAAAUAUGCAUGUCUACUCUGCUAGUUUUCACUGUCUGUGUUUACUUAAAAAUGGAAAAUCUAUCUAUCUAUCUAUCUAUAUGUAUGCUACCUGCAUUCUCGAGAUAAUUGAAAAUGGCUCUGUUUCAAAUGCUAAACGAAGUGAUGUAUCACAAACAAAAAAAAAGACAAAGCCUUACCUUGGUAUGUUCCCAGAUUCUCUUCAAUUUAUUGCAUUGUAACCAUAUGAUGGUUCUACAUAUGACUAUACUCUGAGUUUUUAAUUGGAUGCUGGAUUUUUUUUUUUUUGCAUGAUCAUACAAUUAUUAAAACCAUUUAAAAAUGAAAAAAAAAAAGUUAAAAAAAUAUCAAGUGUUUGUUUGAAUGUCUGUAGAUCUUCAUGAUAGCUUUGUUAUUAUUGAAACAUGGGAAAGUAUUUAAUAAAAACAUUUAAACACAA